AUGGAAGAUCCAAUAAAUUUGCAAUUAGCCUUUGAAAUUUCUUCUAUAUAUUCCUCAUUCCUCAAAGAUUAUUAUAAAUCUAAAGCUGAUCACGAUAUCUAUAAUCAAAAAUUAGAAGAAUUUCGCUCAUUUUCUCCAUCUAAAACACUUCAAGAAAUUUCCAAACACCUUUCCACUUAUAUAAAACUCAAAAAUAUAAAUCCAUCAAUCCUCAAUGAAAUAACUACCUAUGAAGCCACUAUUUCUCAACUUAAAGAAAGCAUAAAUUUUCAUACAGACCUCGAAAACCAGCUUAAACAAGGACUUGAAAUUACAGAAUCAAAGCUAAAAACGCUUGAAAAAUCUCAUCUAAGAUAUGAAAAAGAAACAAAAGAAACCAUAGAAAGCCUAAAAGCUGAUAAUUUUACACUAAAUGACAUAAUCCAAAUUCGUGACCUUGAAUCACUUGACCUAAAUAAAGCUAUAAAGAGUGAUAGCGGAGUUAUUUUUAAUAAAGAUUUAAAAACCCAUAUAAAAUUCAAUGAAAAAAUCAAAUUUAUCAAUGAAAUUAAUAGUCUGAAAAAGUCUAUCAAAUUUGAUGCAAAAUUAAUUGAAAAUUUAAAGAGAGAAAUCGAAAAAUUAAAAAUUAAAAAAAAACAGCUAAAAAUGAAAUUGAAAGAAAGAGAUGAGGAAAUAAAAGUAAUUAAAAUUAAUUCAGAAGAAAUUUAUAAUGCAGCAAUGAGUGGUGGGGAUUUUCUAGGGAAAAGUGAGCCUCAUAUAUCAUAUUAUAAAGCAAGGUAUGAAGAUAAAUGCUUAGAGGUGACACAACUGGAAAAAAGACUAAGACCGUUACUCCAUUAUGAGCAUCAUAGAAAUAUAAAUGAUAAAUUUAUAAAUUUAUUGCCAGUUUAUUCUCGACACUCUAUAUCGCCAGAAAAGCUAACUCCCCCCCCCCCCCGUGAGCGAACAAAAAAAAAUUUUGUUCGCUCACGGAGGGGGGUUAAUUUUUUUUUUUUAAAAAAAAUUUAUAUAUAAAUUUUAUAAAAAAUAUAUUUUUUUCGAAAUUUAAAAAAAUCCUAAUUUGCAAAAAUUGGGAAGCAAAUAUUAAUUUAAUUUGCAAAAUUUAUGUUUUUAAAACGCAAUUUGUUUAAAAUUAAACAGAAUUAGCUCUAGAUUUCAUUAUACUAAUUAUCACUUAUAUAUCAAAAUUUUUUUCCAUUAAAAUUUUUUCUAUUAAAAAAAUUUUUGUUCACUCACGGAGGGUGGGUUUUUUGGUCAAAAAAUGGCGAUUUUUCUACUGGUUUUGUUCGCUCACGGAGGGGGGGGGGGGAGUAAGUAUUGCAAAACGAAUUCAUAGUAAAAGAAUCUCCACAGAUUUCUCUAUUAAUUCAACUCCUGGUUUAAAGCUUCAUCGAACCUCCUCAUUCCAUUCUGCUGUGCCUAUGACACAUAGAUCCUAA
Messenger RNA from Blepharisma stoltei, 1439 nucleotides. The record is from the annotation of a GenBank genome assembly. NCBI's taxonomy places the organism in Eukaryota, Ciliophora, Heterotrichea, Heterotrichida, Blepharismidae.